CAUGAUGGCAGCGACAGAAAAACGCUACGAAAACCGUGAGCACGAGAGAGGAGCAGUGACUGCGUCCGUCCCUGAAGAUUUCACUGAUCUCUCCACCGUUCACCACUCCCUCGGCUCCCUCUCAGUGCAGGAGGGAGGAGAGAGUGGAGUUGACUGGAUUUCCCACCAGCUGAGUCAGGAGCAGGUGGAUCAGUUCUGGAGAGAUGGCUACCUCUCAAAUAUCCCAGUCCUCGCACAGCAACAAGUGCAGCUCCUCCUCAAGGACUACAAAACCUUCCUA
Molecule: messenger RNA, 280 nt
Organism: Geodia barretti
Lineage: Eukaryota; Metazoa; Porifera; Demospongiae; Tetractinellida; Geodiidae
Source: the annotation of a GenBank genome assembly